AUGAGGUGGUGUAAAAUAUUACUGAUAGCGUCCUUUAUUUCCGGAUUAGACUCAAAAUGUUUCCAGCCAAACAUUAUCAAGCUUCCCGAUGGAAAAAUCCGAGGUCACACAUUGAAGAGCGCUAAAGGUAAAACUUUCUAUGCUUACCAGGAAAUUCCCUAUGCAGCCCCACCGAUAGGAAACAGAAGAUUUGCAGAACCGGAGGAACCCGAACCGUGGAAAGGGAUAUUAAACGCUACCAAAAACACCAAAGUUUGCAUGCAAACUAAGCCUUCCCCGGGAGGUAUAGAAACGACCGAGGAUUGCUUGUAUCUGAACGUUUACACACCACUGAAAAGUACCGGUAAAAAGCUGGAUUUGUUGCCGGUAGUGGUGUACGUACACGGCGGAGUGUUCCUCUUCGAAGCGGGCGGAAUCCAAUAUUACGAUCCCAAAUAUCUAAUGGACUAUGACAUAGUAGCAGUUAUGAUAAACUAUCGUUUAGGAGCGUUAGGUUUUUUGGCCACAUACGACGGAACGAUACCGGGAAAUCUCGGCUUGAAAGACACGCUGAUGGCGCUCCGUUGGGUGAACAAAAACAUCGCCAAAUUCGGCGGAGAUAAAACUAGAGUGACGUUGAUGGGAAGCAGCUCGGGCGCCAUGUCGCUCUCUUAUUUACAACAAUCUAAAUUGGCGACCGAUUUGGCGAGGGGCUACAUACUCGAUUGCGGCACUUCGUUUUCCACGAUAUCUUACCAGAACGAUCCGGACCAUUACGCCUUCAAAUUGGCCAGAAUGCUGGAUAAAAACUUUACGUCUAACAGCACUCGUGAUCUAUUAGAAUUCCUACGCCGGAGGCCCGCUGAAGAUCUUCUAUACAGUCCUAUAUACAGUGAUACUUACAACGUAACAAUAUCGUUGGGCUUUGUUUGGCUACCUUCUAUUGAGGAUAGUUCGUACGAAAAAGCUUUAAUAACUAAACCAAUGGUGGAAAGUUACAUGAAAGGGGAUUUUCAAAAAGCGCCCAUUUUAAUUGGAACCGCCAACAAGGAGAUCAUCAAUAUUACACCAGAACCGACCGUAUUCUUCAGUGAAGUUAAAAGAUACGACAGUAGCUACAAGGAACUAAUAAAUCCAUAUCUAAACGUCUCAGAAGAAGAUCGAGAACAGGCGGGAAAGGAAUACAAAUUAAUCUAUACCGAUGGGAAAUUCGAAGAUGACAUUGACGCGUUUAUGUCGUUUGUAAGUGAAGAUGAACUUUCCACCCCGAUCAUUCACUACGCGACGCUGGUGUCCGAACACGCCCCGGCCUAUUUUUGGCAAUUUUCGUACAGAGGACUCAUGGGAGGCGGUUACCAAACUAUCCCAUAUGCCGGUCACGCCGAAAAUCUGUUCUACUUGUUUGCUGGUGUCUACGCUUUCAACGGGGAUCCGGCUAUUUAUCCGAAAGAGGACCAGUUGAAUAUGGCUCGCGUGUUGAAGAUUUGGACGAAUUUCAUUAAAUACCAGAAUCCUACACCGGAACCGGACGAGCUGCUGAAUGGGAUCAUCUGGCCCAAAUUCUCGAGCGAUCGAUCGGAAUAUGUGGAUAUUGAUCGUAAUCUCACCAUCAGAAGGAAUCCGAAAAAUUACAAGAAAGUCAAAGCAGUUUUUGAUAAAUACGCCAGACCCCCGUAUUAUAUUUAUUAA
Messenger RNA from Phyllotreta striolata, 1668 nucleotides. The record is from the annotation of a GenBank genome assembly. NCBI's taxonomy places the organism in Eukaryota, Metazoa, Arthropoda, Insecta, Coleoptera, Chrysomelidae.